Messenger RNA from Symbiodinium necroappetens, 639 nucleotides. NCBI's taxonomy places the organism in Eukaryota, Dinophyceae, Suessiales, Symbiodiniaceae. The record is from the annotation of a GenBank genome assembly.
AUGGCAUGGGCUGGAAACUGGUCCAGCGGCAGUGGUGGCUACAGCUGGCAGGGCUCGGGCGGCUGGGGCGGUGCCGGUGGUAGCAGCGGCAGUGGCUACGGAUGGGGCGGCCAACAACCUCUGACGAAGAAGCAGAAGCAGAACCGCAGGAAGAAGGCGACCAAAUGUGGUCAGGAGCGGUCCGACUGGCGGUGGGCGCUCUCAAAAAGGCUGGCUGAGGUGGAAUCGGACCUCAGCGCGGCUUUGCAGCAGGUGGAGAGCCUGACGGCCGACAAUUCCCGCAUGGACGCGGAGCUCCAGGAUGCUAGGAAGAUGAUGGCACAGCAGAAGGCCCAGUUGGACAUGCUCCACGCGUCCAGUCGGGUCGUGGUUUCGGAGCGGGACUCGCUGCUGGCCAAGGCUCAGCUGACGUCGGAGCACAUCAACUCGCAGAAGCAGCGAAUCGAAGAGCUCCGACAGCUGGCAGAGGACGCGCAGAUGAGAAAUGCAGAGCUGCGCGUGCUUCAGGCACAUCACAUGGAUGAGCAAACCAAGUCGGCGGCGGACAAGUUCAAGCUGGAGAUGGAGAAGGGCAUCGUCGACCUGGACCGGCACAGGCGCCUGGUGAGCGCGAUGGGCUCCGAGAUCACGGCCAACGAG